Messenger RNA from Terrapene triunguis (Three-toed box turtle), 5101 nucleotides. It is a transcript of the gene NEXMIF, whose product is annotated as neurite extension and migration factor. The record is from RefSeq and is a predicted model, not a curated record. The transcript is spliced from 4 exons. Gene Ontology annotation, biological process: negative regulation of cell adhesion mediated by integrin; negative regulation of cell-cell adhesion mediated by cadherin; negative regulation of neuron migration. Gene Ontology annotation, cellular component: nucleus. Bases 167 to 4687 code for a protein of 1506 amino acids. Lineage: Eukaryota; Metazoa; Chordata; Testudines; Emydidae.
ACCCUUCCACUCUCCUCUUCACCUACCCAAAGACCAAAUCUGGAAAAAGUAACCAAAAGGGAGGCCCACAUCAUAAACAAAACAGGGAAAGCGGGAUGGUGUUGAAAUAAUUUAAGGGUUGGCCAGAUGCAGCGGGGCAUGGAAUGAACAAUAAGAGGUUAAAUUGAUGGAUGACCAACAAGAUAAGGAUUGUGCCUCAGAAGACCAUGAAACUAUCCUGAUUAAUGGGGUGAAAGAAAAUGAAUCACAUGACCCAGACAGUGAUGAGAAGCCUUGCACUGCUGCAGAUGCUGCGGUUACUUUUUCAGCCUUGACAAUAGCUCAGAAGGAAAAUCAAGUGUGCCACCGAGUGCUGCCUCCUCUGACUUCAAAGAAGCCCUGUUUGUUGAGCCCUCCUUCUCCUCUGAGACUCACUGAUGUACCUGAGCACACUUCAGAUGACUCGUCCGCACACGCUAUUUCUCUUACAUCUUGUGUUACAAAGGGCAUGAGCUCCUGGUCUCUGCCAGGCGAUUGUGAGAAGGCUCCAUUCACAAUUAUGGAGCCCGGAGGCAUGUCAGCUCUGACUGGUGACUGCUUGAUGCAGCCAAGCCGGACCUGUCUAGGCUGCUUUAUUGAAUCAAAGGACGGCAUUGAUGCAGAGCCGGGAAUAAGCUUGAAAGUGGGUGAUAUAAAUAGGGAUUAUGACACCUGUUCAGUCUCUGAUAUAGGGAUUCACUGCAUGAGCACAGGAGAAACCAUGAGAUAUGGGGAUCAACUGCUUUCAGACCAGCUUUUAAGCUUCCCUAUGCAUAAAUCGAGGGCAGCAGACAAAAGAGAUGCAGAGAAAUCUGACAGUGAUUCAGAGGACCCCACUCAGAAAAAUUAUUACGAGGGAUUACUAUCAGACAAAUGCAAUGGUGAAGAACCUUUGCUAACAAAUCCCAACCAGGAGUGGGGCUAUUUCGAAUCUUUCAUUAGUGAAAGUAAAAUUGAGCUGCUUGACCUUUGCUCCAAAAAUGAGCUUUCUGUAAACCUGUUUUCUGAGGAAGACGUGGAUAAUUACAUGUUUGAUGAUGAUGAUUCAACCUUGGGAAGUGACGUCUGCUCCUUAAAGAUUAGAUAUGAAUCUUUCCAAGACAACGUGAGGGAGAAGACCAAUGCCCUGCAAGAGGAUGCCCAGUUCAACUUCUUUCCCAGCGUGUUUGGCAACUGCACUAAAAGGGACAGCAAGAGCACCCUGAAGAGGGGGGCUGGUGGUGGUGCUGACCCUUCCCAAUUCAAAUCCGAAGAGGGCAUCAUUUGGGGGGAGGAAGAGGAGGAUGGAGAGGAGGAGGACGGGGAGGAGGAGGAGAAAGCUGCCUUAAAUAAAACUUGCAACAGUACAGAGGUGGUGCAAUAUAUAGGCUCUAAAAGGAGCCACUUCUUGGACUCUGUGAAUUCCACAGAGGACUCUGGGGAGUUCAGCGAUGACAGCACCUGCACGGAGUCCUCGGAUGACGUGCUGCGGGAUAUAAAGGACUGUAGCAGGUAUCUGUCCAGGGAACAUUCCAAUUCCUUCAUUCAGCAGAACUAUGGGCUGCGGGCAAAGAGGAAAGUGCGAUACAGCGAUGAUUAUUUGUACGAUGUGGAUUCCAUUGAGAGUGAGAAGAUUCUGGAUAAGAAAGAGUGGCUCCCGGACGGACCCAAAGAGGAAGAUGACGAUGAAUGGUGCCCAAAGAAAAGGCGAAAAGUCUCUCGCAAGGAGCCCCCAGUUAUCAUCAAGUACAUCAUCAUUAACAGAUUUAAAGGGGAGAAGCAUAUGCUGGUGAAGCUUAGUAAAGUCGAUGCCAAUGAGACAACUGUUACCCUAAGUGAGGAACUGCUCAGCAAGUAUGAAAAACUGGCCCCACUGAAGGGCUUCUGGCAAGAGAGGCAGCAGAGCCGGAUGGAUUAUCUUAGAUCAUCUCUCUAUCACAAACAGAAUUUCUAUCUUAAUGGCUCGGAUGUCUCAUUCCUCCCUCACCCAAGAAAGCGAAAAUGCAAACUAGCAAACAGGCACAGGAUUCAAAGAAUUAAAGCCAUUGAGCAAUCAGUGAACAAACUGGGCUCCUGUUCCUCUGAUCAGAAGCAGCCUUGCAGCAGUAAAGAGGAUGCAGGCCUGAAAGGGAUGCAGACAUUAGCCAUCGCUACCCCCAGCUGUGCAAACGGAUUACAUUUAAAUGACAUCACAGGCAUUGCCUCAGUGAAGUACAAAUCACAGGACAGGGAAUAUAAGGGGACAGAGAGGAAAGUGCUACGCCGAAUCAAAUUCAAAAGUGAAGCCAGGUUGAAAUGCAAGAAAAUCAAAGCUGCCACAAAUACGGGAGAAAUCGCCCCUGCUUUGGAAAAUCAGGACACAGCAGCUAGUUUGAAGGAUGAAAAUAUUCCUUGUGCUUCAGACAGCUCCCAUAUUUCUGAGUGCCAUGAGGAUAAGGUUGCUAAAAAUUCUACUUUCCUGCCAGCCACUUGCUCUCCGGACAAGCCUCUACCACCUGCUAAUAUCACCACCAAUGUACCCCUGAUCCCCGGUGGGUAUCUGCAGACAUUGUUAGACGCUUCUGAUUUGUCAAGUAACACUGGUAUCUCAUACUUCACCCAGCAUCCCCCUGAACAGCAGCAUUCCCUUCCAAGCAUUGUUCAGGCAGAAAAGCAGUUCUCUGCUCUGCAGACAGCCCAGAGUUGUGUGCUGUCCCCGCCUUCUGAAUCUGAACUGCAGCAGUCACCUGGCCACUUAGAAAUUGAGCAGAGCAACUUCAAUAGCAUGUGGCCAGCAAACAAGGCUGCCAGCAGCAACCAUCAGGAAUUUGCAAGUGACAUGAGGGAGGCUUCUGCAUUAUCAAAUGAGUUUGGUGGCUCAACAGGAGCAGACAACCUCCCAGCCUCUGGAUACAGUCAAGUAAAUCUGAAUAGCAGCAAAUUGCUAUACCAAAAAAAAUAUGUGCCGGAUAACCAACAAGUGCAGUCUGAUGAUUCUUAUCAGUCAUGUCAUUUUAAUAAUGGAGAGGGGCGCUUUCAUUUCCAACGAGGUACACUAAGUACAGAUGAUGGCAGACUCAUUAGUUUUGAUUCAGUGGGCUCAUUGUCAGUUAGUUCGAGCAAUUACAGUUCUUUAAGUCUAAAGUCUUGUGAAAAGGACGGCGAAGAUGAUAUUAAUGAUGAUUUCUUGGCCCACUGCAGUCCCAAGCUAGUGAUCCAACAAAGCAUAGAUGAAAUAACCCCUUUGAAAGAGUCUACGGACCUUUUAGACAUCUCCAACUUCACACCUGAUAAGUUCCGUCAGUCAUCGCUUUCGGAAAUGUCUCCUCCCGACACCCCCAACCUUUCCCCUCAGAUAACCGUGUCAGAUACCAAAUCGCUAGGCAAUCUGAAAGGUUUUCAGGAGACCACUCAGACUGUGCUAAGCAAUACUGAUAAGGUCAAGUGGAACUGUGGGGUUCUCCAGACCCAAGAUCAGGCAGAUAAUGGGUUUACUUUAAAUAAUCAUCAGUUUCAGUUCCAUAUGUUCAAUGAUGAAGAUUCUGUUAGCCUCCUUGAAAAAAGUCCAUGCUUGUCAACAUUUAAUGAGCCAUCUGGUCAAAUUAGCACCAAUAGCAAAGUGUCAAAAUCUAAGAGGAAAAGUUCAUCCAGCAAGAAUGUAGGUACAAACCAAAGUUCUCCCCAGAAAAACACUAGGAAAAAAUCUCCUAAAACUAACAAAGGAACUGAUAAACCACAAAGUAAGAAUUCCAGGCAGACUCCCAAGUCAACAAGGAAAGGGAAAAAUGCAGCUGGAGUCAAUGGUGAAAAGGCUCAAGCAGUUGGCAGCAGGACAGUCAAUCAGUUAAAUAAUACAGCCUCAACAACAAAGGCACUAGCUGAAUGCAUUCAGCACCGCAGCCCGACCUCUGUAAAGAUAGGGAAGCAUAAUGGACUAUCUGGUGAAUGGUCACUAAGAAAAGACAAUAGUACAGGCUGGUCCGAAACUAGCAUAGCAAACACUAACAACCUCCUUGAUGAUGAUCAAAGGGAAUUUGAGGAACCUUCCAAUAUUUUAUCUAACAUUGCAUCUGGAAUGGCAGAUGUUCAGAGAUUUAUGAUGGCCUCAAUCGAACCCUUAUGGGGGCCUGUAGGCCACAACAGCGUCCCAGACAUAUUCCGGUCGCCUGAAUCUAACAGCCUGAAAUUGAAAACUCUUAAAAUUUUGGCAGGGACAUCACAAGAGUCCAAGAAAAAGGGAAAUGGUAAUUCCCCGGGAACUGCGAAGAAUCACAAGUCAAGCAACAAGGGCUCAAGCAAAAAUAAUGGCAAAGCCACAACUUGUGAUCCCAGUCGCCCCAACUGUUCAACUGGGUACAAUAUAGACAUUCACUCUCCCUUUUUUGAUAAAAGCUAUAGUAACCUGAGCACUUUAGGCAAUAAUGGACCUACCCAUAAAAAGCUGUACCGUCAUAAAUCAAGUUCGAAAUCACUGAGGGAUGAGAACUGUAAAGUAAAGCGAACAGACCGUGAACAGAACCAUAAGGACCCAUCUGUGACAGCUUCUUUUGAAAAACUGAGGGAAUCAGACUACAUUCUUCUUAAAGCAGAAACAACAUUUUUGGUUUUACCUGUGUUUGAAGAAGAGACUCCUUUUUCUAGAAAGACGUUUGAUGUUUGGUUUUUUUGGUUUUUGUUUGUUUCUUUCAAAAUAUGCCUUGUGGUAUGUUGAAAUGUAAGUGCUGAAAUGAAGAGUUUGAAAUUGUGGGAAUUUAUUCUUUGAAAGCAAACCUAAUCUGGUAUUCUCUGUGAAAGACUUUUAAAAGUCAUACUGUUGUACAGUAGUUUAUGCACUAUUACCCACAACAACAACAAAAAUUGUGCCAAACUAUGAACAAGUGACUGUAUUGUACAUAUUUUUACUUCUCUAUCAACAUUGGGUUGUGAGUGUUUUCUGGAACUAUGCCUUUUGAUUUACUAUAAACAUUCCAGUGAUUAUGUAUUAACCACCCCCUUUGGAAGCACCUGUAACUCACAGUGAAAAUGAUGUUGUUCACUUAUACAACUUACCAAAAGUUUGAUGGACAUAACUAAAAGUGUGCCAAAUUUACUUACCUCAUUUCAUGGAUUUGCCCUGUGGUUUAAA